This is a messenger RNA of Branchiostoma belcheri (Belcher's lancelet), 10246 nucleotides long. RefSeq names its product laminin subunit alpha-2-like. Gene Ontology annotation, biological process: cell adhesion; axon guidance; regulation of cell adhesion. NCBI's taxonomy places the organism in Eukaryota, Metazoa, Chordata, Leptocardii, Amphioxiformes, Branchiostomatidae. The record is from RefSeq and is a predicted model, not a curated record. Gene Ontology annotation, cellular component: basement membrane. Gene Ontology annotation, molecular function: signaling receptor binding; extracellular matrix structural constituent.
AGGCGGCCUUAUUCAGCGUGCACUCUCAGUUUGAGGUCUGAACCCGGCCCGGUUAGCCGGCCAAGUUUUAUCACACACAAAAUGAAAAUGGUGCUACGAAUAUUACUGUGCACCACGUUACUGUGGGUCGCCACUUCAGCACAGGGAACCUUCAGCUUGGAAGGGGCAGUAGAUGAAAAUGGAGGUCUGUUUCCGCUGAUUUUCAACCUCGCCACGAACGCUAAGAUCACUGCCAACGCGACAUGCGGACUGAACGGACCCGAGAACUACUGCAAGCUUGUGGAGCACGUGCCGGGAGAGCCCUUCCCCCAGGACCCCCAGUGCAGCGUCUGCGACGACAACGACCCGUACCUGCGACAUCCCAUCGAGAACGCCAUCGACGGGACCAACAGCUGGUGGCAGAGCCCCACCAUCUCUCAGGGAAGGCAGUAUAACUGGGUUACUAUCACUCUGGAUCUCGGGCAGAUCUUCCAAGUUGCUUACGUGAUCAUCAAGACCGCCAUCACCCCUCGGCCUGGUAACUGGAUCUUGGAGCGAUCUUUGGACGGCGUAAACUUCCGCCCGUGGCAGUACUUCGCCGUCUCGGACUCGGAGUGUUACCAGAACUACAACAUCACGCCGACCAUCGGGACACCACAGUUCACGCAGGACGACGAGGUCAUCUGUACGUCCUUCUACUCCAGGUUCCCACCGUUCGAGAAUGGAGAGAUUCACGUCUCGCUCAUCAACGGCCGUCCCAGUGUUGACAACCCCUCAGACACCCUCAGGGAGUUUACGUCAGCCCGUUACAUCCGCCUGCGCCUCCAGAGGAUCCGCACCCUCAACGCUGACCUUAUGACCCUGAGCUCCCAGCGACCCGACACCAUCGAUGCCUUCGUCACCAGAAGGUACUUCUACUCCAUCAAAGACGUGUCUGUGGGAGGACAGUGUAUCUGUUUCGGUCACGCCAAGGUCUGCCCACAAGUCCCUGGUGCACAGACCCUGCGGUGCCAGUGUGAGCAUAAUACCUGUGGGGAGAGCUGUGAACGCUGCUGUCCACUCUUCAACCAGAAACCAUGGCAACCGGGAACAGCAGAGAGCAGCAACGAGUGCGAAGCCUGUCAGUGUUUUGGCCACGCUGAUGAGUGUGUGUAUGACCAGGGUGUCGCUGACCGCCGGGAGAGCAUUGUUUCCUGCCAGUGUUUCGGGCACGCGGACGAGUGUGUUUACGAUCAGGGCGUGGCAGACCGCAGGGAGAGCAUCAACAUCCUCGGCACCUACGAGGGCGGCGGCGUCUGCCAGAACUGCAGGGCUAACACCAUGGGUAACAACUGUGAACAGUGCAUCGAUGGUUUCUACAGGCCAGCAGGCAUUCCUAGGGACGAUCCCAACCCUUGCAGAGAAUGCCAGUGUAACCCUAUCGGUGAAGACCCCAGCAGGAGGGGCCAGUGUGUGAAGGAUGACACCAGGAUUGCAGAGGGCUUGGAGCCAGGGCAGUGCUACUGCAGACCUGGGUUCGGUGGCCCGAGGUGCGACCGCUGUGCCCGGGGCUACACCGGUUACCCCAACUGUGAGCCGUGCGACUGUAGUGUGGCUGGCAGUGUGAACGAAGAUGUCUGCAUUGGUCCAUGCAUCUGCAAGGACAAUGUUGAGGGUCAGUUCUGCGACCGCUGCAAGGCUGGGUUCUACAACCUUCAGGAGAACAACCCGUACGGCUGCCAGCCCUGCUUCUGCUUCGAUGUCACCAACCAGUGCCAGAGCGUGCCCUGGUACAGGGAACAGAUCGCCACCAUGCAGGGUUGGACGGUGAAGGCUCCCCAGGGCGACAGGUUUGUGUACCCCAGGGACGAUGGCUAUAACCGCAUCACCGUGCCACACUAUGAGGCAGCCAGGGACCUGGGCAGUCUGUACUACUGGAGCGCUCCCAGGGAGUACCUCGGCAAUCAGCUGGAGUCCUAUGGAGGUGUCCUGCGGUACGCUGUGUCCUACAGGACCCAGGACAGAGGUGACAGUGGAGAUCCCUCAGCCAGACCUACUGUGGACAUCGAUGUCAUUAUGGAGGGUAAUGGGCGUACCAUCACGUACACGGAGAACCGCCAGGUCGCCCCGAGCGUGGAGGAGAGCGUGACGGUGUACCUGAUACCCAGCGGCUGGCGCGAGUACGCAGACCCCAACUCCGCCUUCAACGUCGGCGCACGGAUCUCGCGUACGGAACUCAUGACCGUCCUGGCCGACGUCACCAAGCUGCUCAUCAGGGCGACCUACAACACCAACCCCAUUGAGUCAAGAGUCGGAGCACGGAUCUCGCGUACCGAGCUCAUGACAGUGCUGGCCGACGUGACCAAGCUGCUCAUCAGGGCGACCUACAACACCAACCCCAUCGAGUCAAGCCUGAGCUCCGUCAGCAUGGAGUCGGCCUCCCCAGACGCCGUGGGCCCCGCUUUGGCGUCCGACGUGGAGCAGUGCCAGUGCCCGAUCGGCUACACCGGGCUGUCCUGCGAGGGGUGCAUCAAGGGCUACCGGCGCGUGAACGGGCAGCUGUACGGGGGACAGUGCGAACCGUGCCAGUGCAACGGCCACGCUGAGGAGUGCGACGACAUCACUGGCACAUGUUUGACCUGCCUGCACAACACGGCCGGACGCAACUGCGAGGUGUGCGCGCCUGGUUACUACGGCGAUGCCACGAGGGGCACGCCCGACGACUGUUCCCGAUGCGCCUGUCCGCUGGUGGAGAGCUCCAACAACUUCAGUCCCACCUGCGUGGCCAUGGACGGAGGGGUGUUCUGUGAUCGCUGCCCACCCGGAUACGAGGGAUUCCAGUGUGAAAAAUGUGCAGAUGGUUACUUUGGGAACCCGCUGGAGGUGGGGAACCUGUGUAAGCAGUGCACCUGUAACGGGAACAUCGACCCUGCGGCUGAGGGAAACUGCAACACUGUGACCGGCGAGUGUCUGAAGUGCGUGGGCAACACGGCCGGGGACGAGUGCGAACGCUGCGAGGACGGGUACUUCGGAGACGCCAUCAACGCCAAGAACUGCCAACGAUGUCUGUGCCACCCCCGCGGUUCGUACGAGGAAGACUGUAACCUGAACUCUGGCCAGUACCCGCAAUGCUUAAUGCUGUUUGUUUAUGUUUGUUGUACAGGAUGUCUGUGCCACCCCCGCGGUUCGUACGAGGAAGACUGUAACCUGAACUCUGGCCAGUGCCGCUGCAGACCUAAUGUGGUGGGACGGGACUGCGACCAGUGUGCUGUUGGAUUUUUCGGCAUAGACUCCGGAGAAGGCUGUAAGGCAUGUAACUGUGACGUUACCGGCUCCCUGACCACACAGUGUGAUGAGGAGGGGCAGUGUCGCUGUAAGUCCGGUGUCGGUGGGAAGCAGUGCGACCGCUGCGAUGUCGGGUUCUACGGCUUCUCCGAGGACGGGUGCAAGGCCUGUGACUGCUCGCGUACUGGCGGGUUCUGUGACGACCAGACCGGAGACUGCAUCUGCCCGCCCAAUACCAUCGGGAUCCGCUGUGAGAGCUGCAAGCCGCAGACCUUCGGCUGGGACGGACUCAACGGCUGCACGCCGUGCGACUGUGACCCGACUGGCUCCGAGGGAAGCGACUGUGAUCUCACCACAGGACAGUGCAAGUGCCUUGCAGACUUCAGCGGUCGUCAGUGCAACAUGUGCCAGUUUGGUUACCACAACUUCCCCACCUGCCGUGAGUGCACCUGUAACCAGGCGGGCACGGACCCAAACACCUGCAACGCCAACAACGUGUGCGCCUGCGCCGACAAUGGGACAUGCUCGUGCAAGCCCAAUGUAGAAGGCAAGUCCUGCACGCUGUGUAAGGAGGGCAGUUUUAACCUGGAGGAGGAGAAUCCAAACGGCUGCACCAGUUGUUUCUGCUUCGGCAUCACCGACCAGUGCAGGCAGGCCAACCUCGUCACAGAACAGGUGACACCUGAUGCUGACAACAACAACUUCUUCCUGAGCAACAUCCGGCGGACGCAGCAGACCCAGCGCGGCCUCACCAUCAGGGACAACGAGGUGGAGGUGGAUGCCAGAUCCGCUGCCCAGGAGCUGCCCUUCUCACCCGUCUACUUCAACCUGCCCGAUAACUUCCUCGGCAACAAGAUCACGUCGUACGGUGGGAAGCUGCGGUAUACGGUGGAGUACGAGGACGACCCGAACGCCCCGCCCGGCGCCGAGAACGCCAUCAGCCAAUCAGAGGACGGCCCUCAGGUCGUCAUCCACGGCAUCGACACCGCCAUCGUGCUCGAUAUCCCAGAAGUCAUUGCUGCCGUGCCCGCCAGGCACGAGAUCGACCUUGUCGAGUUUAAGUGGCAGCUGUACCAGUCCCUGCUGAGUCGCACCCCGACCCGGGCUGAACUCAUGAUGAUCCUGCAGAACAUCCAGGCUAUUCUCAUCAAGGCCACAUACGGACGCACCAUGCUCAAGUGCAAGAUCAGUAACAUCUCUCUUGACGUUGGCCGUGAGCGGAGGUCCAACGACACCGGGCGGGAGCCUGCCACGGACAGUGUGGAGGAGUGCAUGUGUCCUCCUGGGUACACUGGGCUAUCAUGCCAUGAAUGUGCAGAAGGGUACAGGCGAGUUGUGAACGGUCCGUACCUGGGCCGCUGCAUCCCGUGUGACUGCAACAACCACAGUGCAGAGUGUGACCAGAUCACAGGCAUCUGUGAGAACUGUGACGACAACACGACCGGCCAGAACUGUGAGAACUGCGCGGACGGAUUCUUCGGAAACGCCGUGCCCGGAGCGGACGAUUCUGGCUGCAAACGCUGCGCCUGUCCUCUAGCCAACGACGAGAACAAGUACGUCUCUUUUCUUGGAAGUUCAUCUGUGUUGGAGAAAUGCCAGGGUUGCUGGUUAUUUGUCUGUGUGACUGUUCUGUCCAGAAAUCUCAUCUGCUCUGGGUUACUUUUCAUUUCUGUCACGACUGUGAGUCACCACUACUUUUUUGUCCCUCUCCUCUCCCAUCUUUCUUUCUUUCUAUGUUUGUUUGUUUGUUUGUUUGUCGUGAAUGUCUUGUCCAGACCUCAAAAACAAGAGGUUGUCCGGAUUAUCAUGAGACCUCAAAAUGACGAGGUUGUAGCCAGUCAGUACUCAAGCUUCAGCUCUACGUGCAGACAGGAUGCGGACGGUAAUAUUACAUGUACGGGCUGUGAGCGGGGAUACACGGGAAGGCGCUGCGAGAGAUGUGAGCAGGGUUACUACGGCAACCCGACCAUCCCUGGUGGGCGGUGUUACGAGUGUGCGUGCGACCAGUCGGGCUCCCUCAGCCCCAUCUGUGACCAGGUUACCGGGGAGUGCCAGUGCCAGCCAGGCAUCACUGGCCGCGCCUGUGACCAGUGUCAGCCCAGAUACGCCCUGACUGAGAGGGGAUGCAUCAAUUGUGAUGAUGAGUGCACAGGCGUGUUACUGGAUGAUAUGGAGCGUCUGGAAGCUCUACUGCGGUCGCGGAACCUCAGCGGCGUGUUCCCCGCGCCCUGGCCGACCCUCAUGGCUCUGGAGAACGAGACUCUGGAACUACAGCCCUUUAUUGAUGCGUUCAACCGGCUGCAAGACAAGGCCCAGAACAUCUCAGACCUGGAGCGGCUGGCAGACAGGCUGCUGAGGAGGGCCAACGAGGCCGUCCGUAACGCCCCGCCCGUGGACGAGGAUGCUGGGAAGGUUCGUGACCGCGCGGCCGACCUUGAGAUGAGGGUCAUGAACGCUGCCCGAGACCUGCAGAAUCUGGUUGAGCAGCUGGUGAACUUCACGCGGGGCCCCGGAUCGCCGGUGUCGGAUCUCGAGGCACAGCUGCAGGAGGCUCGCAGGAUCCUCAACCAGAUCCGCGGCCGUGAUCUCAACGGCUCCAGGGCCGACGCUAACAGGGAACUCAGAAUGGCCCAGGACACCCUUGAGAGAGCCCUGAUGGACUUUGCUAACAAGACCCAGGACAAGCUGGCCGCGGUGACCGCCCUGGAGGGGAAGCUGAACGACACGCUCAGCCAGCUGGGCGACCUGGAGGACGCCGUGCGCGAGGCUCGCAUGAACACCAACGACGCCGAGCGGCUCAACAACAACAACGAGGACGUGCUUCGCGAUCUGGAGGAAAUGAGGCGCCUUACAGAAGAGAACGUGGAUGACAUUCGCGACGCCAUCAGGGAAGGAGACGAGGUUGUGAAGAACGCCCGCAGGCUCCUGUCUGAGGCUCGGGUUGCACUGGGGGAGGCUAUAAAGAACGACGAGGCCCUGCGUAACGUGCGUCCGGAGCUUCAGCGUCGGGCCGACCUGCUGACCCAGAAACUGGCCGGCCCGCCUGACCUGGAGGACCUGGUGGAGGAGGCAGAGAAACAUGCUCACAACCUGACUCUCAGGGCAAGGGAUCUGGAAGGGCUGUUUGCAGAGACCAAGAACUUCUCGUCCGACGCCCUGGCCGCUGCUACGGCCUACGACAACAUUGUGCAGGCUUUCGAGGAUGCCGAGAGGGCUGCCAACGAAGCCAACGUGGCUGCCAAGGAGGGACUGGACCUGGCCACAGGAGAAGACUCGUUGAGCGAACUUGGCGAGGAAUCCAAACAGCGCAGCUACGACCUGUUGGACGAAGCUGUGAAACUCAGGGACAGGGUGGACGACUUAGGAAGUAGCACGGCUGACAAAGAGGCGGAAAUAGCCCAGGGAAACCAAAAUAUCACCGACCUGAAGAAAGCAGUCGAGGAACUUAAGGACAGAAUGGACCUCCUACCUGAUGACCUCGGUGAUGCGGCCAAGGAUGUCCAGGAUCGCGCUUUGGAAGCUGACCGCAUUGCACAGGGAGUCAUCGAUGAGGUCGACGGCUUAGAGCCAGACGUGAAAGCCCUGGAGGAUCAGGUGGGAGGAGCAGGGUCUACAUCAGGCGACACCAACGCUGACAUCAGGGCAGCUGAGAGAGACUUGAGGACGGUGUCCCGUAAUCUGGGUGACCUGAAGGACCUGGCCGACGACCUGAAUGACGAGGCGAGAAACGUGCGCGCUCUGAACGACCAGUUCAGCCGGAACCUCACCGACCUCAUGGAGAAGAUCAAACAGGCUCGCCAGCAGGCCAACACCAUCAAAGUGUCUGUGGCCAACAGUGGAACCUGCAUACGGUCCUACAAGCCCAACAUCCAGCCUGGCUCUUCCAUCAACACCAUCGAGCUCAACUUCAAGACAACCGAAGCCGACAACCUUCUGUUCUACCUGGAAGGAAGGGAUUCUAAGGACUUCCUGUCCCUGGAGACCCGUAACAGCCGUGUGGUGUUCCGCUGGAACGUCGGCUCUGGUAUUGGCAACAUAGAGUACCCCAGCCUUCCCAUCAAUGACGACAGGUGGUACCGCAUCGUGGCCAAGCGCGUGAGCGGCAGCGGGGAGCUCCGUGUGCAGCUGUCGAGCGAUAAGGACGACGCGGCGCCCGAGACCGGCCAGGCGCCGCCCGGCUACACCAUCCUGGACGUGGACAGCAACGACGACCUCUACUUGGGUGGGGUUCCUCCGGAUAAACAGCAAGCCCUGGAAGCCGCGACCAUCUUGACUUCAGAGUUUAACGGCUGCCUGGGAGAAGUCCUGCUCGAUGACAAACCCAUCGGACUGUACAACUUUGCCACCACGUCCGGAGAGUGCAGCGGCUGUGUGGAAAGCCCCCGAGAGAGGACGGCCUCCAACACCUACACCUUCCUGGGCGACGGUUUUGUGGUGAUGCCGAAGAUUCCGUCCUGGAACGACAGAAUCACGUACCUCAACUUCAACUUCAAGACCUUCGCAGAAAACGCUCUUAUCUUCUUCGUCGCCGAUGAAAACCAGGGAGACUACUUUGCCGUGUACCUGAAAGACGGGAGGGUCGGAGUACAGUUCAACCUGGGCAGCGGAAAACUCGAGAUCCUCUCUGACGACAAGUACAGCAACGGGGAGUGGACCUAUGUACGCAUCUCCAGGACUGGCAAAGAUGCCGAGCUGGCUGUGACGAAUGAACAGAACGUGAAGAAGGCCACCUCCCCUGGGUCCCUCACCGAUCUUGCCGUCACAGACCGCAUGUACAUCGGAGGCCUGCCCGGGAGCUACAGGGUCAUGCAGGGCAUCGACAUCCCGACCAUCUCCUUCAUCGGCUGUCUUCAGGACCUCACGGUCGGGAGGGAUCCGCAGAAACUGGACCAGAACCUGGCCAUUCUGGGCAUGACACCCGGCUGCCAGGAUCAGGUUGUUCGCACCAUCGGAAUGUCUGGCGAGCCGGGUGCCUACACGACCCUGCCGACCGACAGGGAUGGAAACCUGGCGGACGGAGGCUCCGUGUUCCUGGGCUUCACCACCAACACCCCCGACGGCCUGUUGCUCCUGGCAACCGGAGGCAGCCGCAGAAGGAGGCGGCAGGCGGGAACGGCCUUCUACUCCCUGGCUGUGGUCAAAGGUCGUAUCCAAGCGAAGUUCAGCGCCGGAGAGGGCAGUCCCGUUACCAUAGUAACCAGGACCCAGAACGGACAAUUUGAUGACGGGGCGGACCACAACAUCGAGGUGACCAGGAGAGGAGACAGAACUGCUAAUGACCUUCCCCACCAGACUACCACAGUCACUCCCGCACCCCCGGUAGUCAUGACAACGGAAGUGCCGACGCCCACCACAGAGGAGUUAGUAGUUACUACGGUUGCCCCUACCCCAGAACGCGGCCCUCCCACGAGAUGCGCGGCUCCCCCCAAACCGAGCUCGCUGGAGCUGCCCGGAGCGUUCAACUUCGGGCUGACCAAAAACAGCCACAUGACCUUCAAGAUAGAACCCACGGAGGUCAAGAAAGAGUUUUCGGUGAAGGUAGAGAUCCGCACCCUGGCGUCGGACGGGCUGGUGUUCUACGUUGCCCGUAGCAAUCAGGCGGACUUCGCUGCCAUCCAGCUGGAGGAGGGACUGGUCAAGUUCAAGUUCGACAACGGGAAGGGCCCGGUGGAGAUCAGCAGCACUGUCACCGUGAACGACGGAAAGUGGCACAUGCUCCAUAUCACCCGGAACCGCAGGAACGGAAUCCUGACUGUUGACGGGCGCGACAGACAGAAGGACAAGAGUCCGGAGGGGGCCACCAUCCUGGACGUCACCGAGGACUUCUACCUGGGAGGGGUUCCCAUCAGCUACACCGCAAGGAGGAUCGGAAAGAUUACUAACAGUUUGGAGAUGUGUGUGCGGAUGUUGGAGAUCCAGGGAGAGCUACAGGACCUGGUCACGCCGGCCUCCAGGGCUGACGUCGGCGCCUGCUUCGAGAAGGUCACUGCAGGGUCAUACUUCACCGGCACGGGAUACGCAGAAUUGUCUGACUCGUACCGUGUGGGGCAGGACAUGGAGGUUGUGUUCGAGUUCAGGACCAACCAGCGAGAAGCCGUCCUCCUCACCGUGUCAUCCGCAAGGGCCGACGCUCUCGCCAUUGAACUCAAGGAUGGCAAGAUCACAUUCCGCGCUGACAACGGUCCGGCUCCGUUUGAGGUGACCUAUGACCCUGAAGUCCAUGACCCCCAGGGAAGCAAGUUCAGCCUCUGUGACAGGAAGUUCCACAAAGUCGAGGCCCGUAAGGUGAAGAACAUACUUGAGAUCAUGGUGGAUGGAAACGCAGUUCCUCCUGCCACCAGCCAGCAAGCCUCCACCUCAGCCGAUACAAACGACCCGCUCUACGUCGGAGGAUACCCAGACACGGCCCUUCAGCAGAAGGCUGCCACCACGGACGUGAAUUUCCGUGGCUGCCUGCGAAACCUGAGCAUCAACGGGAAGCCGUACAGCGUGGGCGCCGCGCUGACACUGGUCGGUGUGCAGCCCAACACCUGCCCUGCCAAGUGAAGAAAGACCCUCAACAAGCGAAAUUCGGGCAGCCUCACACAUUUAGCCAGUUUUUGGACAUAAAGACUCACUGCACUAUCAAAUAAAUUAAAGCUAGAGGUGGUCAUAUUUGCAAACUUAAGUCUCAUCCAUUGGCCAUGUUUCGUUAUACAAUGCAAGAAGUUUGGACUGAAAUUUGCCACAGGUAGUUUGCUUAAAAAAAACACUUAUAAGUUAUGGAGCUGAAGACUAAAGGAUGAGAUUGACCAAAUUCAGAAUUUAGCUAAGCUGAGAAUAACAAAAUGUGUGAGGCUUCAGUGCAACCACACGAAGUGGCCAAUACAAUGCUAUAAGUGAGCAGAUUUACCAAAUAUCGCCGCCUCAGCUGUAGUCUUGACGAUACUAUAGAAAAAAGACCCUGUCCAAGCUUACUUAAGAAUUGCUAGAUGUGUGAGGUUGUCAUGUACAACACUUUGAU